Paramisgurnus dabryanus is the source of this 1091-nucleotide messenger RNA. It is a transcript of the gene mettl18, whose product is annotated as methyltransferase 18, RPL3 N3-histidine. Gene Ontology annotation, cellular component: nucleus. The record is from RefSeq and is a predicted model, not a curated record. Gene Ontology annotation, biological process: peptidyl-histidine methylation, to form tele-methylhistidine. Lineage: Eukaryota; Metazoa; Chordata; Actinopteri; Cypriniformes; Cobitidae. Gene Ontology annotation, molecular function: protein-L-histidine N-tele-methyltransferase activity.
GAAUUGUAGUACAAUCCAUGUAGCUGUUCACACACGUGUUUUGGCUGCAUGCAAACAUGGCAUUCAGUUUUAACUUCGAUAUUCCAUUAAAGACAGAAGAAACCACUGAUAAAGAAACCAUAGACGGCGAGGCAAAAGAUGUAGUGACUAAAUGCUCGGAAGCCAGCACAACAGUCCCAAAGAAACUGAAGGACGCUAUUGAGCAUAAACCUUUGCUGGAUCCACUGUCACAUCUUGAGAACUGGGUGCCUGAAACCAUCACCAUUGGUGCACUACCGCCCUUGCUAUGUCUCAAUGAAUCCGUGUUUGAGAAGACUGCAUCUGAACGAGAAGACAGUGAAGAGAUACUGGCCAAGACACGGACUGAAAACUCUGACCUCAUCACCGGAGUCUAUGAGGGUGGACUUAAGAUAUGGGAAUGCACUUAUGAUCUUCUUGAGUACAUUGAUGAUGAGGGAGAGACCUUUUCUGGAAAAAGUGUGUUGGACUUGGGUUGUGGAGCAGGGAUACUUGGCAUACUAGCAUUAAAGAGGGGGGCCAGGAAAGUUGACUUUCAGGAUUAUAACAGCACAGUGAUAGAGCAGCUAACAAUACCAAAUGUGUUCCUCAAUUGUGAAGAUGGUAGUGAUGAUGAAGAGACGGGAGAGAAAAAUGGCAGCCCACCAACUAAGAAGAAAGCUUUGAAUGCAUCACAGACAUCACCGUUAGAUUGUUGUGGCUUCUUCUCAGGGGACUGGAACUCUUUUCUCACACUUUUGCAAAAGAAAAAACCUUCACCGAAAUAUGAUAUUAUAUUCACAUCUGAAACCAUAUACAACACAGACUACUACUCAUCUCUUCACAGUGUGUUUUGUGACCUGCUUGCUGAGAAUGGCAUUGUAUAUUUGGCAACCAAGUCUCACUAUUUUGGAGUAGGGGGUGGCCUUAAUUUGUUUGAGAAGUUUGUUGAGCAAAAUAAUGUUUUUCAAAUGAAACAUUUAAAAGAUGUAGAACAGGGUCUGAAAAGACAUAUUGUGUCAUUGACAUUUAAAAAGUAAACAUUAUGAUCUACUUGUAGGGCAUUGGUAUCAGUUUGAUGAAGGGCCUUUAUU